AUGCAAAUCGAUGAACUGCGGCAUGCCUUGGAUGGAUACAAGGCCAAAAGCUGUGGAAUAAAGACGCAAGUUCUGGACCUGAAGGCAUCCGACUUGGAGACAUGUCGGCCGUUGAGCGCAGAGAAUUGCAUCGAAUUUGUCGACACGUUGGAUGCUCUUCAACGCUGCAGCCAUGUCCUGUCCAGAAGCUCCGUCGUUGGUGUGGAUGUUGAGCGACACUGGCUACAAUCCUACAAAGGUUAUGUAUGUUUGAUCCAAGUCUCCACCGCAAAGGCCGGUGGCAAGGCCUUCCUGGUGGACAGCCUCUGCUUCUCGCAUGAGCAGGUGGGCACCUCUGAGCUCAGAAGUGUCUUGGAAAACCCCAGCAUUUUAAAGGUCUUCCACGCAGCAGCCAACGACAUUUCGUGGUUGCGCGAGGAGUUCUCGAUUGACCUCAGGUGCACGCUCGACACUCAGGCUUUGGCCCACUGUCUUGGCUGUCCCAUCCAAAAAUUGACGGAUCAAUGGUCCGCAUUUUGCAACGUGCAUGCGUCGGCGGAUCUUAAGUCGCGACUGCAAUGCUCUGACUGGCGGCGGCGCCCGCUUGCGCCUGUACAGGUGGUCUACGCUGCAGCCGAUUCAUACUGCCUGCUGCGUAUAGCAUCCUUCUUGCUUCGUGUGGCAGCGCUUCGAUGCCCGUCAGACUUUGAGAACACCUGGGUGUACCGGAACAGCCGCAGCUACAGCAAGCGUAGCAGCCAGCCAGCAUUAGACAGCAUUGGAUGCAGCAUCGAAAGUCCGAGAGAGCAGUGUCUCGGAAUCUGCGAAUUAGUGCAGCAUGUCGUGCUCUUGUCCUCCCAUGCCUACACGCUCCGUGAACGCUUCUCGCGCUACUUAUGCAGCCCUCUCUUGCGACUUCUACACCCUUGCUGGAACGCUGUCGUGACAUGGCCGCGACAUGAGUUUGCAAACCACGGUGCAGGAAGGCCGAGGGUUAGAAAGUUUUGUGUUUCGCUCCGGUGA
Molecule: messenger RNA, 1002 nt
Organism: Symbiodinium necroappetens
Lineage: Eukaryota; Dinophyceae; Suessiales; Symbiodiniaceae
Source: the annotation of a GenBank genome assembly